AAAUUAGAUCGCACAGGUGUGAUGUUUGAUAUUUUUGGAGUAUUUCUGUCAGCGCAGGAACGACUGCUGUUCUGACGCGUCGCAACUUGGUCUGACUGCCCUCCAAUGCGUUCAAUCACUAUCAACCUCACCAUGUCCUCUAAACUAUUCCAGCCGACCAAGGUCGGAAAAAUGGCCCUUCAGAACCGCGUCGUCCUCGCGCCUAUGUCGCGCAUGAGAGCAUCGAAGGAGCAUGUACCGCACCUCCCAAUAGUGAAGGACUAUUACGUCCAACGAGCGCACGCGCCAGGAACCCUCCUGGUCACCGAAGCGACGUUCAUCGCAGCUAAGGCCGGGGGAAUGGACCACGCUCCGGGCAUAUGGAGUGACGAACAGAUAGAAGUGUGGAAACAGAUCACGGAUGCUGUCCACGAAAAAGGAUGUUUCAUAUAUUGCCAACUAUGGGCCCUAGGACGGGCAGGAAUACCUGAAAUCCUCGACAGGGAAGGGUUCCCGUAUGUUUCUGCUUCAGACGUUCCGUUGACCGGACGUUCUCGCGCACCACGGCCUCUCACAGUGGAUGAGAUCAAGGAAUACUCUGGGCUAUAUGCGCAGGCGGCGUUGAACGCUGUGAAAGCAGGAUUUGACGGUGUUGAGAUUAACGGAGCGCACGGACACCUCUUGGAUCAAUUUACUCGUGACGGGGCGAAUACUCGAACAGACGAGUACGGAGGGAGCAUCGAGAACAGGAUAAGGUUCCCACUAGAGGUCAUCGACGCUGUCGUGAAGGUUGUGGGUGCGGAGCGGACGGCAUAUAGGAUUAGUCCAUGGAACGGUUACCAAGAUAUGAACAUGAAGGAGCCAAAGCCAACGUUCGCGCACCUUGUACCGCAGAUAAAGUCUCAGCAUCCUGACCUUUCCUACCUCCACAUCGUCGAGCCUCGCUUGUUUGGCAAUUUCGACCGUGAGACGGUCGGACCCGACGAAGAGAACGACUUUAUUCGGGAGAUAUGGGCUCCCAAGACGCUCAUCGCUGCAGGCGGGUACAACAGACAGACUGCCAUGGAAGCUGCCGACAAGACCAACGAGUUGAUUGCAUUUGGAAGACACUUUGUUUCGAACCCCGACCUCGUACUCAGACUGCAAAAAGACAUACCUCUCAACCCGUACAAGAGAGAGUUGUUCUACCUCGCAGACUACCACCCAGAGGGAUAUAUAGACUAUCCGUUCGCUGAAGCAUAGAUCACCUUAUACCUUUUGCCUGCAAGUCGUCGUGACUG
Desarmillaria tabescens is the source of this 1259-nucleotide messenger RNA. RefSeq lists its product as uncharacterized. Lineage: Eukaryota; Fungi; Basidiomycota; Agaricomycetes; Agaricales; Physalacriaceae. Bases 106 to 1221 code for a protein of 371 amino acids. The transcript is spliced from 6 exons. Gene Ontology annotation, molecular function: FMN binding; NADPH dehydrogenase activity. The record is from RefSeq and is a predicted model, not a curated record.